UUUUUACUCGUUCAAAUAAAGUUUUUUUUUUUUUUUUUUUUUUUUUUUUUUUUUUUUUUUUUUUUUUAAUCUUGUGACAGCUUUGUUUACGUGGUGACGUGUCCCGGAAGGGACGCUAACUAGCCUGCCUACCUUUACCAGCAAUCGCGCUAGCUAUGAGAAACAAGCGUUACCAUCUUUUUUAUUAAUUUCUGUCAGUUUGUUAAGCCUACCUGGACCGUGUUAUAUUUACGUUAGCCACAUUCUGUCAAACAAAUGCAGUGCUAGCGUACGUUUAGCUUAGCAAGUUUUAGCUGUCACAGCCGUGUGGACACCAUCAACAUCAGGGUCAUCCUUCUGCGGACAGGUCUUCCAUGAGUUUGCUAUUUGGCCACUGAUACAAUGGCCAGUCCAAAUGAUCUACAAUUCCAAGAGUUUGAGGAAGCGGCAGAGCUGUUGGCUGCAGACCCAGAGGCCUCCACUCUCUGUGUGUCCGUCUCGGACACCCCUACUACAGCAGGAGGAGGAAGAGGAGAGGAUGUUAAAUUAGAUUUAUCAGAGGAUGAGGAGGGUCAGGAGGAGAGUUCAGAGCUGUUAGGAGGACAGAAACCAACCGGUGGAUUCUGGACUUUUGAGUACUACGAGUCUUUCUUCAAUGUGGACACUGUGCAGGUACUGGACAGAGUUAAGGGAUCAGUGUUGCCGUUACCUGGAAGAAACUUUAUCAAACACUACCUUAGAUCUAAUCCAGAUCUAUAUGGUCCAUUCUGGAUCUGUGUGACACUGGUGUUCUCAGUUGCAAUAAGUGGCAACCUGUCCACCUUCCUCGGUGAGAUGGGAAACCCUUCAUAUCACUACAGACCACAGUUCCACAGAGUAACGAUAGCUGCAGUAGUGAUCUUCAUGUAUGCCUGGCUGGUGCCAAUUGGUUUAUGGGGUUUCCUGACCUGGCGGCAAGGGACUGAGAGGCAGAUUGGAGGCUAUUCCUUCCUGGAGACUGUGUGUGUCUAUGGCUACUCCCUCUUCAUCUAUAUUCCCACCUCAGUUUUGUGGAUCAUCCCAUUUGAGUGGUUGCGCUGGACACUGAUCUUGGUUGCUAUGGUGAUCUCUGGCUCAGUCCUGGUCCUCACCUUCUGGCCUGUUGUUCGUGAUGACACCAAGGUGAUGGCUGUGGCCACAGUUGUGACCAUUGUGGUUUUACACACCCUGCUGGCCGUAGGCUGUAAGCUGUACUUCUUCCAGACAGCAGUCCAUGUACCAACACCAGACCCUACAACCCCCUCGACUCACAUAACCCUGGCCACAAAACUCUCUUGACCAAGGGAAGGAAGGAGUGUUGGCAGAGGGAGAGGAAAUGAAGGCUGUUAUGUUUUGAAUUACAGGCAUAUGAAAUCAUGUAUAGACAGGCUGGUUAAGGCAGUUGAUUAUUGCCAUUGUGCAAUUUGUUGUAUGCCCUCUUUGUGUAAGGAUGUGUGUGUGUGGUUUGUCUAAUUUAUCCUGAGGGUGGUUCUACUGUAACUGAAGUAGCACUUGUUCACUGCAAUAACAUUUCUACUGUGGUAUUUCAGGAGGUGCUACAUGUAAAUUGCGACUGAAACACAUGCUAAAAAAAAAUAGAAAAUGAACAAUGACUCAUCAAAAAGAGGAGAUAAACCAUAAGAUUACUAAAGCACCACCACAAAUCCACAUUGUGACCAAUCGUCAGUCCACUGACACAUUACAUGGACAGCAAUGGAAUUCUUUAACUUACAGAAAUACACUGUACAUUGUACAUAAAUUCAUUGUUGGUUUUCCACAGGAGAUGCUGACCAAAAAAAGUGAUGACAGAUCAUGUUGUUUGCAAAAUUGUACGCCUCUCAAAAUCUUGAAACUGAAAUGCUCAUGUGAUUGUGUGGGAUGUUUGUACUUGUGACUAAAGCUGUCCAGAGCUGUGGGCAGCAAAACUAUA
Messenger RNA from Lates calcarifer (barramundi perch), 1927 nucleotides. RefSeq names its product Yip1 domain family, member 2 (gene yipf2). Gene Ontology annotation, molecular function: small GTPase binding. Gene Ontology annotation, biological process: vesicle-mediated transport. NCBI's taxonomy places the organism in Eukaryota, Metazoa, Chordata, Actinopteri, Centropomidae. The record is from RefSeq and is a predicted model, not a curated record. Gene Ontology annotation, cellular component: Golgi apparatus; membrane.